This is a messenger RNA of Misgurnus anguillicaudatus (oriental weatherfish), 1706 nucleotides long. RefSeq names its product protein disulfide-isomerase. Gene Ontology annotation, cellular component: endoplasmic reticulum. The record is from RefSeq and is a predicted model, not a curated record. Gene Ontology annotation, biological process: response to endoplasmic reticulum stress; protein folding. NCBI's taxonomy places the organism in Eukaryota, Metazoa, Chordata, Actinopteri, Cypriniformes, Cobitidae.
ACUGAUAUCGCCUACAACAAAGGUUAAUGCAUACACACACACACACCUUUUAACGUUCACACAUUCUCAGACUCAAAGGUUAGUGUGUCUCAGGGUGUAAAGACGCCAUGAAGGCAUACAGUGUGCUGUGUUUAAGCAUGUGUGUGUUUUUAAUUGGAGCUCUGGAAGAAGGAGAUUCAACAGAAAUCCAAGAGGAUGACAACGUUCUGAUACUGACAAAAAACAACUUCAGACGAGCACUUAAACAGCACGAGCAGCUAUUGGUGCACUUUUAUGCUCCUGUCUCUCGUGAGUCUCUUGGCUCGAUUCUGGAGUUCAGAAAGGCAGCCGGUGUGCUGAAGGACACGCAAUCUGCUGUGAGGCUGGGAGGAAUAGAUGUCAAUAAGGAAAAACAGCUCGCCACAUUGUUUAAUGUCACGUCAGUGCCAUCGCUGCGACUGUACCUGUCUGGAGAUAAGAGCAACCCGGUGUACUGUCCUGAUCUAAAGAGCUCCUCCUCCAUCCUGACAUGGCUUAAAAGAAGAGAUGGGCCGAGUGCUGACAUCAUAAGUGAUCUCACCCAUCUGGAAAAGUUUAUGGGUGAAGAUGAACUUGUGGUUCUGGGAUUAUUCAAGGAUCUUAAAGGUGACGUUGUGAAAGUGUUUUAUGAAGUAGCGCUUCACAUUGCUGACCUGCCGUUCGGAGUAACAGGAAGUCAUGAGAUCUCCAGCAAGUUUGACAUUAGCACGGACACCGUUCUCCUCAUCAGGAAGAAUAAACCUGACAAACAGCUUAAGAUGGAAAACGGCACAACGAAGGAAGUUGUUGUUGAGUUUAUCAGACACCAUGAGAUGGAACUUGUGACCGAGUACAAUGGAAUGACAGCAUCUAAGAUCCUGAACUCUGUGGUGCUGAAUCACUUGCUUUUAUUCAUUAAUAAGGUCGAGGAAGGGUUUGGGGAGAUAUAUCGUGCGUUUGAGAACACGGCAGAAAAAUUCAAAGGAAAGGUUCUGUUUGUGAUGGUCGAUGUAAACGAGACACGAAAUGGGCGCAUAAUGGAGUAUUUUCGCGUGAGGGUGGAAGAGGCGCCUCUGGUCCGUAUGGUUAAUUUAUCAGACAACGUUCAAUAUCACCUGCCCUCUGAUCAGUUUGAUGAACCUAAUCUUACAAAGUUCUGUCUGAGUUACCUGGAGGGAAAAGCUAAGCCAAAGCUGCAAAGUGAACCAAUUCCUGAAAACUGGGACAAACAGCCAGUGAAAGAACUGGUUGGGAUGAACUUUGAAAAAGUGGCCUUCAACCAUGACAAAAGUGUCAUUAUUUUGUUCUAUGCACCCUGGGAUCCAGAGAGUCGUGCUGCGUUUCCAUUGUGGGAGGAGCUUGCAAAACACUUCAGUGACGACGAAGAUAUUGUUGUCGCCAAGAUUGACAUCACUGCCAAUGAUGUAAACAUUCAUCUAAGAGAAAAAUAUCCAUCGAUACAUUUUUUUCCUGCAGUUUAUUCAGAGAGGGUGGUGUCUUAUUCUGGCAAAUGGAAGUUGAAGGCUAUAGUUAAAUUUAUGGAAAAGGAAAUUAAAAAGGCCAAAAAGGACAGAGUUAAGGAGGAGGAAUGGAGAAAGCAACAUCUUAAUCAUCAGAAUGCUGCAGAGAAAGAUGAACUCUAAAUCAUCCACGAUUUUUUUUCCAAUAAUUUGUUAAUGUUUGAAAUAAAACUUGAAACUUGAUAUAAA